Molecule: messenger RNA, 2567 nt
Organism: Drosophila takahashii
Lineage: Eukaryota; Metazoa; Arthropoda; Insecta; Diptera; Drosophilidae
Gene: qtc
Product: quick-to-court
Source: RefSeq, a predicted model, not a curated record
AUGAUGACGUCGCUGCAACUGGAGACGUCAUUGCCGUUGGAGAAGGACAACGGGCCCGUGGAGGAUACGGAAACCACCACCCACACGGCAUCCACAACUCCCACACGCAUUCCACAUCCUUCGGUGGCCCAUUUCCGGCGUUCCGCCUCUCUGCGCCUGCGCGGGAACCCCUCAUCGGAGCUGGGUUUACGACCUGAACACUGGCCAGCCGGCGGAGGCGGAUUCAGUUCGCGCGCCAAGCUCACGGCGAUCCCAUCCGGCCAGAAAUCGCGUUCGCAACCGGUCCAUUUGAGGCGUAAUCGCAGCUGGAGCAAUUUAGGCCACAAAACGGAGCAGGAACCGGAAGUGGAGGUUUCGAAGGCGGCGGAUUCGGAAUCCUCUGUAAGCCAUGCCCUAUGCAACGCCACUCAAAUUCUUUCCCUGGCUGAAGACGAGUUGGAAGGUCCGAAAGUGACGAACAGCAAUAUGGCCAACGGAAAACCGCGAAAUCUGUCUCUCAAGUUGAACGGCGGCAGUGACAUCAGCAGCAGCAGCAGUGGCACCUCCUGCAUGAAGGAGUCCUCGCCCAGGACACCCCAAACGCCGGCAACUGGAGGAAAAGCACCAGGAUUAGGAUCUGCAGAAGAGACAUCACCACCAUCCCACACCUGCAUUCGCCAGGGAAACUGCGUCAAGGCCGCCAAGGGGAAGCUAUCCACCCUUCACGAGUCCAAGAUUUCACCAAGAACGCCCCCAGUCACUCCGGAUUCACCUAGUACCUAUCUGGACGAUGAUCUAGACUCCAUGUACUCCUUUGCCACCACCACCUCGGGUCGCUCCACCAUGUCCUGCGAGCAUCCCUAUGUGGCCAGAAACGGCACCACUUUCAGUGGCCGCAAGAUGAAGUACGUGGUGCACUGCUCCAACUACGCGGGUCAGGUGGGAUCGGACUAUCUCACGCCGACGCAGCGGGCACAGCGGCAGAUCCGGCGGCUCAAGGAACUGCUGUGCAUUGCCCGGCAGGAUCUCGAGCAGAAGGAUACGGAGAUACUGCGCCUCACCCGCGAGGUUGUGGAGCUGCGACUGUUCAAGGCAUCGCUCAGUUCGCCCGAGGAGCGAUCCGCUUCGUCGGAUGCGGUGACUGUACGGGAGGCGGAGCUGAAGACCUCGCAGGAUGUGUCGCCCAUCGUGGACAUGGUGGACGAGGGCAAUGCCAAGGGCAGUCCAAGGCAUCUCAGCCGGCAGCAUGUGAAUCACUCGCAACUGCAGGCCAUGCAGAUGUCGGCGGAGAUGCAGAGCUCCUACGCGGACUCCGGUCACUUUGAGGACCUCACCAUGUCCUCCGUGCACUCGAAGGACUCGCAGACGCAGAGCGAGGCUUGCGGAAGCUCCACUCCGGAUGGCGAACAGGAGGCGUUGGCUUGUGGAGGCGCCGGUGGCGAUGUGGCCAGCAAUCUGGAGAACUACGAGCUGCAGCGGCAGGAACUGAUACGCAUGUACGAGCAUCGCAUCGAGGAGCUCAUCCGGAGUCAGGAUAACGCCACCAGCGAUCUUAAGCGGUCGCAUAAUGACAAGGUGGAGGCACUGCUCCAGAAGCUGGCCGAGUGCAACACCCGCUACUCGGACAUGGUGCCCGACUACGAGCAGGCCAAGCAGCGCAUCCGGGAGCUGGAGAGGCAGCUGGAGGAUCUGCAGCGCAAGCUGGUCGAGCACGAGGAGAAGCAGAACAAGAUGUACCUGCACAUGUACCAGCAGGGCCAGGAGGCGGAACGCAUUUCUAGAGCGGAUCAGGCCCUGGACUUAGCACAGCGUCAGCCGGAGAGCAAGGUGUCCAUUAAUGAGCUGCUCCACCAGCUGCAGAGCACGCAGGACGAAUUGGAGAACAUACGCGCAUCUGAGUGCAGAAUGAGAGAGUGCGGCAGUAAUAAUGCUCUCCUUACUGCAAAAGAGGCGAUUUCUUUGUGGGUACUUGGCGCGCGUAAGACCAUUUACCGUCGCCUGCUGGAGGCCCAGAAGAAUCGCACCCAUGUGGAUCCCGAGGUUACGCUGCAAUUCCUGAAGAGCGCUAUCUUCUACUUCCUGACGGACAAGGAGAACUCGCAGGGCCAUCUGCAGGCCAUCGAGAGCAUCCUGGAGUUCACGGACGCCGAGAAGCAGAAGAUCAGCGCCGCCAACCGAACGCCAAAAUUGAAAGCAAAAGUCAGCAGAACGAUGUCGAAAAUUUUGGUUCGCGCAAAAUUGCAUUGUUCUCAAUAUUGGUCGUUAUGAUUAGCUGGCGAUUUUAAUUGCAAUUUUAUUUAGGUCUCGGAAUAAUUUUGUUAAAUUAUGAUGGCGCCGAUGUUUUCUUUCUUUGGCAACGAAGUGUAUAAAUUUUCCUAUAAGUUAAUUUUGAAUUACGUAUUUAAUCGGUCUAAGGCUUAAGGCAUACUAGUACGUCCUUUAUAAUAUUACGAAAAUCUUAAGAGAAAUAUAAUUUUACAAAGUCUACGUAGUUUUUGUAGAACUAGAUAAUCAAGUGAGAAUAACACCAGCAAGUUUUGGUCGUUUCUGUGGAGUUUUAAUGGCAAAUAAAUAAAAAGGAAAAAUAA